Bombina bombina (fire-bellied toad) is the source of this 5395-nucleotide messenger RNA. It is a transcript of the gene CD86, whose product is annotated as CD86 molecule. Gene Ontology annotation, cellular component: external side of plasma membrane. Lineage: Eukaryota; Metazoa; Chordata; Amphibia; Anura; Bombinatoridae. Bases 1 to 1233 code for a protein of 410 amino acids. The transcript is spliced from 7 exons. Gene Ontology annotation, biological process: immune response; positive regulation of T cell proliferation; T cell costimulation. The record is from RefSeq and is a predicted model, not a curated record.
AUGGAUGCUACAGCAGAAGAAGCUAACCUGCCUUGGGAGUUUAGUGUACAGUGGAUUGUAGCAAAUUUGAAUCUUUCCGAUGAGGAGGGCAGCGCGGUCGGCUACCCUGAGUGGUAUCCAGACCUAUUGCAGAAUCGGGAGAAGGUGGGUGCAGUGGCCCAAAAGACACAACUUCAAAGUGAGGUGGUACAGACUCCAGACUGUGAACAUUGUGGGCACCAAAUCCAGUAUGUGGUUGGGGGCCCAAGAGACCUUUUCUAUGUUCUUAGAACUGGUAUUGGGUGUUUCGCAAUGCUGUUUAUUACAUUGACAGCCUGUCUGAUGACUCUUAUUCAGUCUAUAGGGACUACGGACGUGACAAAUGGUCUUGCCUAUGUAAAUGAGAAGGCUGUACUGAAUUGCAAUGUAAACCUUUUGGAUAUUCCCAAUAAUGGUACUUUAGAUUUUUACUGGCAAAAAGAAAUAAAGCCCAUUCCUGCAGUCUUAUUUGAGUUAAAUGGUAAUGUAAAGAAUAUGGAAAAUAUUGAUGAGAUAUACAAGAAUCGCACUAUGAGUUUACAAUCAAACUGGAACCUCUAUUUAUACAACAUUACAGUAGAAGAUGAAGGUGAAUAUUCCUGUCAUAUCAAUAAAAAAAUAAAUACGUGGCGUGAGAAACAUCACAUGGGGACCUACAACUUAAAAGUAAUAGCCAACUUCACCACUCCAGAAAUAUUUCCUCCUCAAAAACAGAAAAUGAAGAAAGGGGAAGUCCUAAAUUUGACGUGUUUAAUCAAGCAUGGUUAUCCAAAUCCUAAAGAAUUAGGCUGGAUAUUAUUUAACAGUUCUGGACCAUAUGAGAUUUCAAGCAAUUCACGCACUGACAAAGAUGAGAAGACUAAAUUGCUUAGUAUUACCAGCCAACUAACAUUACAGGUUCAUGAAAAUAUGAACAUCACCUGCCGGAUACUAGAUGAAAACAACCAGGCUGCAGAGAUUGUUACAAUUGAACUUGAAAUUCCGACUACAAUAAAGCCACCAUCAAACAACGUAAUAAUCUGUAUUGCGAUUGUGAGCGUGGUGACUUUAACAGUUUUCAUAUUUUUAUUUAUAUGCAUGAAACGAAGGAAGAAAGUUUGUUGUCAAAGAAGAAAAAUUGCAGUCCCCUCAGCACCAGGGCAAAAUGAAGACAGACAGAUAAAUAGUAAUGAAGUUAAAGAAUUGCUUCAUGUGGACCAACACAAUGAUUUAUGAUGCCAAGUUCUGAGACAAACAUUCUUCUUCAGCAAAUCAAUUCAAUACAUUCGGCAAAAUGUUUUUCAUUUCUGUUGUGAGAGUGUUUAUAAAAUGACCAAUGAAGUGACAGCAUGGAUGUGUAAUCAAAAAUGGAAAUCUGCUUUAGAAGACAUUCUGUAUGAUUUUUGUUCUUUAACAAAAAAUAGGUAUUUUGUAAAUAUCCAUUUUAUAAAUGGGGGGCAAUGUAACAAUAGUUUCAAGUUCUUGAACAAUGACUACAAAGCUAUAAAAAAUGUUUUAAAGCCUAUUAUAUGAUUUUCAAAUUGGAAAAAGAACGAAUUUCAACUGACAGAUUUGCAAGGAAAAGCAGCUGACAAACUGAUGGAAGAUGGACUGUUCUCCUUUUUCUGCAUUCUGCACUUUAUAAAUGUGUGUACGCUUAAACUUCUGUAGCAUCUACAAGGGAGCUAUUAUUUAAGAGAAGCUUAAUUGGGGUAAAGUUAGUAUUAGAUACAAACAUUUAAGUUUCAUAAGCUUUGGACUUUUUUUUUCAUUGUUGAAAAAACAUUUUUUUUUACUUUCGUUACAAAUGUUAUUUAUUUUUAGAAAGUAGCUUGUAUGUUUAAUGAGUGCAUCUUUAAUAAAAAUAUUAAUGGGACAUUAAACACUUUGAGAUGGUAAUAUAAAAUGAUAAAUUGUAUGUAAACAAAACCUCUGCAAUAUACUUUAAUUGUUUCUUUUGUCCCAUUUUUCUGUAAUUCCAUUCUGAAAUUGGGAGCAUUUCAGUUCUUGUUAGAAAUUGAAGUGCAGAAAAUCGUUAUAUUCCACACAACAAUUGGCUGCACGCUAUAGUGACCUAUUUGUAACUGUCCCUAAUUGGCCACAGCAGAGAAGGUAACCUGUUACAACAUGGCAGCUUCCAUUAAUUGAUGGGGGGAGAUUUAUCAAGCAGCCGAUGUUGCUUGCUCCGCCAGAUGCUUCCGGCUUGUCGUAAGACCGCUGCUCCUUAACUCAUCAACCACCUCUGAGGUGGCGGACUGCAAUCAGCAUGAUCAGAUACGAUCAGGAUGAUUGACACCCCCUGCUAGGGGCCGAUUGGCCGCAAAUGUGCAGGGGGCAGCAUUGCACAAGCAUUUCACUAGAAGUGAUGUCCGCCCGAUAUUUAAUAAAUCUACCCCAUAGACACUAAAACUUUACACUUAUAUUGUCAAUAAUUUAACGGCUAAAGAAACUUUAAAAAAAUACAUCAACAUGUUAUUCUCAGACUUAUCUUUUAAUAAAAUGUAUAAUAUAAUAAAUAUAUAUCUGUAGGUUGUACCUCCUAUGUGUUGACUUGCAGGGGGACUGUUUUUUCCUGUCUCGUUGAACAUAUAGCCACACCCCUAAACAUGUCACUAGUAGACCACCAAGCUCCACCCACAGAAAACCCAACCUUUCUCAGCCAAUUAGAAUCUGUCUGCACUGCCUGAACCAUUAAGAAAGAGCAGAGCACACUUUAGAGUACAAUGCAGUGUCAACAUGCAUGCCCUGUCAUUCACUAAGAGAAAAUUGUACAUCAGGAAACUGGGAGUGUGCUCUAUACCACCACCUUAUCAAAAUAAUUUCUAGGGAUAUGGGCCAUCAAUGCAGUAAUUACAAAAGCACCAAUAAACGUGCAAUGUUUACCUUUUAUAGUGGUAUUAGCCUUGUUAUAAUCAGAUACAAAUGGUGCAUACACUGCUAUUUAAUGUAUACAUUGCAGAACAUAUUUAUAUUUAGUGCCCCUUUAAAAUGAAGUGAAAUGGGACCACAGAUUUUUCAUUGCAAGAAAAACAUUUCUUCCGAAUAUGUGUGGAAAUUCGUAACUACAACACUUACCCUAACACGCUCUGGAGAGCUCGCUAACCCGAUUCUCUUCUUGCCAGAGCCCAGACUGCACUAACAGGAGGCUUAGCGCGCUUGUAUAGGCUCCCAGGACCUGAAAUAAAGUUAGUGCAGUGAAGUUCGCUAAGCCUUCUGAUACCGCAGCCUGGGCUCUGGCCAGAAGAGGAUUGGGUUAGCGCACUCUCCAUAGCGCAUUAAGGUAAGUAUUGUACCACUAAAAAGAAAUUUGAAGAAAACUAAAUUUUGCUGGUGCAUUUAUUCAGAUAUUUAUUUUCAUUUACGAAAAUAAAUACCCGUUUUUCGUUACAAAUGUGCAAUCGUAACUAAACAAAUGCACAUCCCUAGCAACAAGAGAUUUGUCAUGUGACAAUACACACAUUUGCAUUUCAGUAAAUCUUUCCUGACAUCAUGAGAUACCAUUAUGUAAACUCACAAUAUAUUAAAGUCUGGGUGCUGAUAACUUAGCUGCACAGUAAAGCCUGUCAGAGCCUGUACAGGAAUUUUAGUAGCAUUUUCAUAAACAAACUGAUUAUUGGUUGGCAGUAAUAUGUGCAUCUAUAUUCUAGUAAUAAUGACACUUUACUAGAUUUAACAGAAAUUCAAAGCAAGGGACACGGGGGCAGAUGUCAUGAGGUCAGUUGAGUAACCUGCACAUAAGGGCACUAGAAUUAUAGUCUCAAUAUGCUAUCAAUUGGAAUUACUACAGCGUUUGGAUAGGAUCCAACUGUUGUUAAGAUAUUAUCACAAAAAGUGAAGUGAGUUAUCUCAAUAUACUAUUUUUUUUCUUUUUCAGCUAUUGCUCAAUGUCAUUGUUUUAAAAAUGUAAGCCAAAAUAAGAAUAGUGAGUUAUUGCAAUAUACAGUACGUUUUUUUUUUUCUUUUCUAAAAAUCGCUGAUUGUUUUUCAUUGUCAACAUAUUUACAAUAUUUGUCUUAAAGGGACGUUAUACUGUAAAAUUUGUUUCCCCUAAAUAUGUUCUCAAUGACUUGUUAUACCAGUUGCAGGGUAAUUAAUGUAUAUGAAAUUGUUCCUUCAUGUUUAUUUUGUUUGUAUUUGAAAUAGGUGAUUUUGCUCAUUAAACCUAUUACCUAUUGUUCUUGAGGACAUGCCCUUUUAAAUGGACUGAGCCUGCAGGAAUAGCAGCAAUACAAAAGAAAAAAAUCUAACUCUAAGAGCUGUUGGCUAAUCAUAUCUGUAGUGAAACCAGUCAUACAGUCUAAUAGAUUGUCUUACCGCAGUUCAUGGCUGAUGUAAAAGCUUUUAACUCACUGUGAGCUUGCUGUCCCGGCUCUGCUCUGUUGUCAGAGCCCUUUUGAUAAGGUGAGGUAGAAUGCUGUCACGGCUCAGCUCUGUCCUCAGAGCCCAUCCGAAGGAGUGUUAUUGUUAUAUGCAGGAAUAGCAGACCUGCUAAUGUUAUAUCUCUAUAUUCAAAAGCCAAUAGUUAGAAAUGAUAAACUUAAUUAUGGGUGUGAUGUUCAGUAAGCAAAAACAACUAUUUCAGAUACAGAAAUCUCUCCCCCCUUAGAGCUGUAUUUCUGCUGCUGAUUCUUGUUUUGCAAUGAUUAGAAAAUACUGCAGUACUCACAUUUGCAGUAUAGGUGGUGGUUUUAAUAGACAAAGGCAGCUAUUCCAGAUGAAAAAAUAAAGACAAUGGUAAAAUGGAUAAUUGAAAAUACAUUAAAGGGAAGACAUAUUUACAGUAUUUUUUUUUUUUUUUUACUUGUCUGUCAUUAUUUUCCUUUGAAUUGUUGUUUAAAGGGCCACUACAUUCAAAAUUCAAGUUUCAUGAUUCAGAUAGAUCAGGGGUUCUCAAACUUGGCCCUCCAGGAUUUGGAACUACAUUUGCCAUGAUGCUCAGCCAGCAUUUAUCUGGCUGAGCAUCAUGGGAAAUUUAGUUCCAAAACCUCUGGAGUACCAAGUUUGAGAACCCCUGAGAUACAGAAUGCAAAUUAAAAAAAAACCAACAACUUUCCAAUACACUUCCUUUAUAAAAAAAAAAAAAACCAUGCAUAUUAUUUUUAUAUGCACAAUUUCUGAGACUCCAGCUUCUACUGAGCAUUUGAAAAAGCACACAGUGUAUGCAUAUUGCAAUUGGCCGAUAGCUUUUACACGAUAAAGGGGGUGGGAAAAUUAGAUUUAAUUUAGCAUUUGCCAGAAAAUAUUCCACUACUCAUUUCAAAUUCAAAGUAAGUGCUAUAUUGUAUUGUCUUUUUAUUGUAUAUGUCUGUUAUUCAAUUCUAUUGAAUUUAGUGGCCCUUUAAAAUGUUAACGAUGCUUUGCUUUUCUAAUAUAUAUUAAAGUGUACACAUUAAUGAUA